Molecule: messenger RNA, 4515 nt
Organism: Salvia hispanica
Lineage: Eukaryota; Viridiplantae; Streptophyta; Magnoliopsida; Lamiales; Lamiaceae
Product: abscisic-aldehyde oxidase-like
Molecular function (GO): FAD binding; 2 iron, 2 sulfur cluster binding; oxidoreductase activity
Source: RefSeq, a predicted model, not a curated record
AGUCACUUCUCCCUACUUUUCUGCUUCUCUACUACUUGUGGUAGCUCAAGCAGUUGCGAACACUUGAUUCUCUCUUUCUUCUCUCUCUCUCUCUCUCUCUCUUGAAUCGCACAGAUAAUGGAGAGUGGAGGUGCAGGCGAUGAUUGCUUGGCUUUUGAGGUGAACGGCCGGAAGUUUGAGCUGCCGGAGAUCGAUCCCUCCACCACUCUGCUCGAAUUUCUCCGCUCCAGCACCCCUUUCAAGAGUGUUAAGCUUGGUUGCGGCGAAGGUGGUUGUGGUGCUUGUGUUGUUGCGGUGUCGAAAUAUGACUCCACGCUCAAAAAGGUUGAAACUUUCACUGUGAGUUCGUGCCUCACGCUUGUUUGCAGCAUCAAUGGCUGCUCAAUCACCACAAGUGAAGGCCUUGGAAAUACCAAAAACGGAUUUCAUCCGAUCCAUCAGAGGUUUGCCGGAUUUCAUGCCUCUCAAUGUGGCUUUUGCACUCCGGGAAUGUGCAUGUCGUUGUUCUCAGCACUCGAGAAUGCUGAGAAAUCACAACGGGCUGAGCCUCCGGAUGGAUUCUCCAAGAUAACCGCUUCUGAGGCCGAGAAGGCAAUAGCAGGAAACCUUUGCAGGUGCACCGGUUACAGACCUAUUGCUGAUGCCUGCAAGAGUUUUGCUGCAGAUGUUGAUUUAGAAGAUUUGGGAAUCAAUUCAUUUUGGAGAAAGGGAGAUAAGAAUGAAAAGAAAAUUAGUAGUUUACCAUUGUAUAAUCGAAAGGAUCGUGCCUGCUCGUAUAUGGGAGGCGAAAGCAGGUCGAAAAGGCUUUUGAAUUCUAAAAAGAACUCAUGGUAUAGCCCUGCAUCUGUCGAGGAACUUCUCAAUUUGUUGGGUUCUGAUACGGUUGGUGAGGAAGGGAGCGUCAAACUAGUCGUUGGCAACACUGCGAAUGGAUAUUACAAAGAAACGGAGGUUUACGACAGCUACAUUGAUCUGAGGUACAUCCCCGAGCUUUCAGUGGUUAAAAGGGACGAAUCAGGAAUCGAACUAGGAGCUGCUCUGUCGAUUUCAAAAGCUGUAUUAUAUCUGAGAGAAAAUAGUGAAAGUGGAGAACUUGUGUUCAGCAAAAUUGCUGACCAUAUGGAAAAGGUAGCAGCCAGCUUUGUCAGGAACUCGGCUAGUCUCGGUGGAAAUCUGAUUAUAGCGCAAAGGAAGUAUUUUCCUUCGGAUAUUGUUACAUUGCUUCUUGUUGUGGGAGCAAGUGUGAGUAUAAUGUCCGGUCAUAAACACGAAAAGAUUACAAUGGAAGAGUUCCUAAGCAGACCGCCGUUGGACUCCAAAACUGUGCUUUUGACUGUUCACAUACCUUUUCUGGACCCGAAAAGGAUCAAUGGCUCAGUUCAAACUGGUUCAAGAUUGUUGUUUGAGACCUACCGUGCUGCACCACGGCCUCUUGGCAACGCGUUGCCCUAUUUGAAUGCAGCCUUUUUAGCUGAUAUAUCUCCUGAUAAAAAUGGAAGUCUAGUGAAUAAUAUCCAACUGGCUUUCGGUGCUUAUGGAACAAAACACGCAACGAGGGCAAGGAAAGUCGAGGAGUAUCUGACGGGGAAAGUACUCAGCCUCGAAGUUUUGGAUGAAGCAACCAAACUGCUGAAAGGUGCUGUUGUAUCUGAAGAAGGCACUUCUCAUGCUGCUUACAGGUCAAGCUUAGCUGUUGGUUUCCUUUUCGAGUUCCUUAACAGUUUCUCGACUGUCAGUUCCGCAACAUCUGGUGGCUUAUCUAAGCAGAAACAGAACGAUUCGUUGCUGGAAGGGGCUAAUACAGGAAACCAGCCAUUGCUAUCAUCUGCAAAACAGGUUGUGGAGUCUAGUAGAGAGUAUGAUCCAGUGGGCGAACCGAUUCCCAAAUUUGGUGCUGCAAUGCAAGCUUCCGGUGAGGCAGUUUUCGUGGAUGACAUCCCUUCACCCACUAACUGUUUGUAUGGAGCACUUAUUUGUAGCACCAAGCCACUAUCUCGAGUCAAAGGCAUUUCAUUCAAGAAUCAUCCACGCCUAGCUCAGGCACCCGAUGUUAUUACUGCCAAAGAUAUCCCUAAAGAAGGCAAGAAUGUAGGAAGUCUGACCAUAUUCGCUGGUGAACCUUUGUUUGCAGAAGAUAUCGCUAAGUGUUGUGGUGACAUCAUAGCUCUUGUGGUUGCAGACACGCAGAAGAACGCCAAUUUGGCUGCAAAAAAUGCUUUAGUUGAUUAUAAUACAGAAGGCUUAGAUUCACCAAUUUUGACUGUUGAAGAGGCUGUGGAUAUUUCAAGUUUCAUCGACGUUCCUCCUUUUCUCUAUCCACAAAUGGUUGGUGAUUUUGCCAAAGGAAUGGCUGAAGCUGAUCACAAGAUUCUCUCCGCUGAGAUAAGACUCGGUUCACAGUAUUAUUUUUACAUGGAGACACAAACGGCUCUGGCAGUUCCAGAUGAGGACAACUGUAUGGUUGUUUACACUUCGAGCCAAGCCACCGAGUAUGCUCACAGAGUCAUUGCACAAUGCCUCGGUGUUCCUGAUCAUAAUGUCCGAGUUCACACAAGAAGAGUUGGUGGCGGCUUUGGUGGAAAGGCAGUUAAAGCAAUGCAUAUUUCGGCAGCAUGUGCCCUUGCAGCUUACAAACUACAGCGUCCUGUACGGAUGUAUGUAGAUCGAAAGACUGACAUGAUAUUAGCUGGAGGAAGGCAUCCUAUGAAAAUAACAUACAGUGUGGGGUUCAAAUCAGACGGGAAGAUCACGGCCUUGCAUCUCGACAUAUUGUUGAAUGCAGGGAUGGGUGUAGACGUAAGCCCCAUUUUGCCGAACAACAUGAUAGGCGUAUUAAAGCGGUACAACUGGGGAGCUCUAUCUUUCGAUUUCAAGUUAUGCAGGACAAACCAUUCGAGCAAAUCCGCCAUGCGUGCCCCUGGGGAGGUGCAGGCGUCUUAUAUCGCUGAGGCCAUUAUUGAGAACGUAGCUUCCUGGCUAGAAAUGGAUGUUGACUCCAUCAGGAACAGGAAUUUCCACUCGUACGAGAGCCUAAAGUUUUUCUACGGGGGUGCCUCUGGGGAGCCCGAUGAGUACACUUUGCCAUCUAUUUGGGAUAAGGUCACAAGCAUGUCUGACUAUGAUCAGAGGAUCUUGAUGGUAGAGCAGUUUAAUAGAUCCAAUUUAUGGCAUAAAAGGGGUAUUUCUCGUAUACCAAUCGUGCAUGAAGUGACUGUGAGACAAGCCCCUGGGAAAGUGAGUAUACUUUGGGAUGGAUCCAUCGUUGUAGAAGUCGGAGGCAUAGAACUCGGGCAGGGGCUUUGGACAAAGGUAAAGCAAGUGGUUGCUUAUGCUCUUGCUCAAAUUCAAUGUGAUGGCACUGAAGACCUUGUCGACAAGGUGAGAGUCGUACAGCUGGACACCUUGAGCUUGGUACAAGGAGGAUUUACUGCAGGGAGCACGACAUCUGAAUCGAGCUGUGAAGCUGCUAGACUAUGCUGCAGUGUCUUGGUCGAAAGACUAACCCCUCUUAAGGAAAAGUUGCAGGCGGAUACAGGGUCCGUGGAUUGGAAAACUCUGAUUCUUCAGGCUAAUUCCGCAGCUGUAAACUUAGCAGCGAAUUCUCUCUUCGUUCCCGACCCCACUGCCACAAAAUACUUGAACUAUGGGGCUGCAGUGAGUGAGGUUGAGGUAGAUAUCCUUACUGGAGGAACGAAGAUAUUGAGAACGGAUAUCGUGUAUGAUUGUGGGCAGAGCAUGAAUCCAGCUGUGGACUUGGGGCAGAUUGAAGGAGCUUUUGUGCAAGGACUAGGAUUUUUCAUGCAAGAAGAAUACGCUACUGAUCCGGAUGGAACGAUGGUUGCGGAGGGCACGUGGACGUACAAAAUCCCAACUCUCGACACCAUCCCCAAACAGUUCAAUGUCCAAGUCCUCAACAGCGGCCAUCAUCAGCAACGUGUUCUCUCGUCUAAGGCUUCCGGGGAGCCACCGUUGCUGCUGGCAGCAUCAGUACACUUUGCUACAAAGGCAGCAAUUGGAGAGGCAAGAAAACAGCUGAAAUCAUGGGGGGCAGUAGAAGGGACUGAAUCGAGGUUCCAGCUAGACGUUCCUGCGACCAUGCCGGCUGUGAAGGAGCUCUGUGGCCUCGACAGCGUCGCUACUUAUUUGCGUAGUAGGCUCUCUCCCUCACAAAACUGAUGAAGCCCCAUUAGAAAGGAUGGUUCAAGGCAUAAGAAGAGCAUUCACCAAGAGUCUUGAAGAUCUAUACUUCAUCUAUCUACAGUCACCUAAACACGGGGAAUUCAGUAUCUCUCAUUUCUGGGAUCUUCUUGAUUCUAAUGAGUAUUAUGCAGGGGUCAUGAAUAAGAGAAUGGGGCCUUGUAUCUUUUAUUCAUAGAUCUAGUGGUUGCAUGAUUUUAUGUGUUCUCUGAUGCAGUCUGUUAAAUUUGUUGUUUCUCAUUGUAAUAGGUAUGCAAUGGUAUCUUUAUGGUGUACAUAAUUACAUAUGAUGUGUCUAUUGUUUCGAGUUGUUUCUUA